GGAGCGCGCAGCACGGUGAUCGGCGGUGCGCUGUGUCCCUCGGACACAGCGGAUCACCGAUCCACGGAAAGAGCCGAAGAUGUCGGCUCAGUCAUGGGACAUGUGCACUGAUCAUCAGGGCACUGAUGAUCAUUGUGCCCUGAUGAUCAGUGUAGCCCCAGAAGUGCCACCUGUCAGUGUCCAUCAGUGCCAGCUCUCAGUGCUCAUCCAUGCCACCUGCCAGUGCCCAUCAGUGCCACAUCAAUGCCACAUAUCAGUGCCUACCACUGCACAUCAGUGCCCAUCUAAGCUGUUUUUCAGUGUCACCCAUCAGUGCCAGUCAGUGCCACCUAUCAAUGCCAAUCAGUGCCACCUAACAGUGCCAGUCAGUGCCACCUAACAGUGCCAGUCAGUGCCGCCCAUCAGUGCCAUAUAUCAGUGCUGCCGUUCAGUGCCUAUCAGUGAUGCCUGUCAAUGCCCAUCAGUG
Staurois parvus is the source of this 466-nucleotide messenger RNA. The record is from the annotation of a GenBank genome assembly. Lineage: Eukaryota; Metazoa; Chordata; Amphibia; Anura; Ranidae.